Messenger RNA from Triticum turgidum subsp. durum (durum wheat), 939 nucleotides. The record is from the annotation of a GenBank genome assembly. Lineage: Eukaryota; Viridiplantae; Streptophyta; Magnoliopsida; Poales; Poaceae.
AUGGCGUCGGCAGGCGACGUGUUCGACCAUGGACGCCAUGGCACCAGCCUUGCCAAAGUCGAGCAGGCCACGAGCUGCUGUGCGACCAGUCGCGUCGACGCGCAGCAGUCUCCUCCGAAGCCGCUGCUGGUGGCCGCCCCGUGCGACGCAGGGGAGUACCCGGUGGUGCUAUUCUUGCACGGCUACCUCUGCAACAACUACUUCUACUCCCAGCUGCUCCAGCAUGUCGCCUCCCAUGGCUUCAUCGUCAUCGCUCCUCAGCUGUACACGGUGUCCGGACCCGACACCACCGGCGAGAUAAACUUGGCGGCCGCCGUUAUCGACUGGCUCGCCGCCGGCCUCUCUUCCACGCUCGCACCCGGUAUUCGACCGAACCUAACUGCGGUGUCCAUCUCCGGCCACAGCCGCGGUGGCAAGGUGGCCUUCGCGCUCGGGCUGGGCCACGCCAAGACCUCCCUGCCUCUCGCGGCACUCAUCGCCGUCGACCCCGUGGACGGCACCGGCAUGGGCAACCAGACGCCUCCGCCAAUCCUGGUCUACAAGCCGAACACGCUGCGGGUCCCGGCGCCGGUCAUGGUCAUCGGCACGGGCCUCGGCGAGCUGCCUCGCAACGCCCUGUUCCCGCCGUGCGCACCUCUGGGCGUGAGCCACGCGGAGUUCUACGACGAGUGCUCGGCGCCGGCGUGCCACCUCGUGGCGAGGGACUACGGGCACACCGACAUGAUGGACGACGUGACGACGGGCGCCAAGGGGCUGGCCACGCGCGCCCUCUGCAAGAGCGGCGGGGCCAGGGCGCCCAUGAGGCGAUUCGUCGCCGGCGCCAUGGUGGCGUUCCUCAAGAAGUGGGUGGAGGGGAAGCCGGAGUGGUUGGAUGCCAUGAGGGAGCAAACUGUGGUCGCGCCUGUGGUGCUGUCCGUGGUGGAGUUCCGUGAUGAAUAG